Molecule: messenger RNA, 1701 nt
Organism: Naegleria lovaniensis
Lineage: Eukaryota; Heterolobosea; Eutetramitea; Acrasida; Naegleriidae
Exons: 2
Coding region: 1-1701 (566 amino acids)
Source: RefSeq, a predicted model, not a curated record
AUGACUAAUUCCUUUUCAUCACUCCUUCGCAAUGAAAAGUCCUUCAGAAAUAGCUUGCUUACACAAUACUGUUUUGUUCCAUUUGAAAAGACUGGAGAUUCUUCUGGUCCUUCAGUAUGGAAGGAGACAGACCUUGAGAGUGUGUCAGGAGUUUUUUCAGACCCCAACGGUCCUAUCCAAGUGAUUUUCUCCUUUCUUUCAAUGAAAGAGCUUUGGUGGAAGAUUCGUUUUGUGUGUAAAUGUUGGUUCAAGUAUUGUCUUUACUCCAGAACCAAAAUGGAUUUUGAUGGACUUUCGUUGGAGAAUUUUCUAAUGAGUGAUCCCAAAGUCAAUGCUGGUAACCUUUUACAUGCGUUCAAUGAUUUAAUGUGUCAUUUGUGUUGGAGUGAACAGUUAUCAGCAGGACGUGUUGAUCGAAUGUCCAAUUUCCAAUCUUUAAACAUUACAUUGUACCAAUCGGAAAAAUCUUAUGAUCUCUCUGUUGCAAUGACUGGUGAACACUUGGAAGAACUAACAGCAUUGCAUGGAAACACUUUGAAAGAACUUUCUCUUAACGGAAGAUCUAUGAUUUCAAAAGAGAAUUUGAAACAAGCGUUGACGAAUCUUCCAAUGCUUGAAUCACUGACUAUUAUUGACAGCUAUGCCAUGGAUCAUGAAUUGUUGUAUUAUUUGUUGCCCAAUGUGAAACAUCUGACAGUUAAGCGCUGCCCUUUCUUUUUUAGGGAAACAACACGAACCACAAGAGAACUCAAAGAAACCAAACUGAAUCACUUGAAACAUGUAUGUUGUGAAGAACAAUACACAGAGGCCAUUGUCAACUCAAGUGUGAACGAUUGCAACGAUUUUGUGGUCCAUUGGGUACGGAAUACGAAUAUACAUCAUUCAAAAGAACCACAUGCAAGGGUCUCCAUUGGUACGCUUGUUCUAAAUCCUUCUCUUUUCUUCAGCGAGGAUCUUGAAGUAGAUGCACAACUCGUGCAACUCAAUGUAAAGCAUAUGGGUGACUGGAGAGAAGCACUUUACUUUGCUUGUUCGUAUGUAACAUCAAAACCUCAGGCAAACAUUCAGAUUUCGUCGAAUUGUGAGAUUGUUCUCAAGCGUUGUUUGGAGGUUAUGAAAUGGAAAGAAAUUAUUGACAUUGCAACUGACGAAGAGAGAACCGCCAUGAAACGGACCAGAAAACAGUAUCGUCAAUUGUUGCGUUCAAUGUUUGAACCAACAAACGCAACCGAAAUGAGCAAAGACUCUUACAAAUGUUCUUAUGAAAAGAUAUUCAAUUUUCUUAUUAGUAACCAACUCAUUCCAAAAGGAUCUGUCUUUAACAAUGAAUAUCGAAGUAAGGAACCUGUUUCUAUUCAUGACGUAUGUCAGGAGUAUAGAGUUUAUUUCUUGGAAUCUUUGAAAAAACGUAAGCAUGAAGUUUUUAAAGAGAUUGGGGCAGAAAUGAUGAUCGGUUCAACAGAAGUAAUCAGAUCAUGGUAUUACAAGUUGAAUCAGGAACCCUCGAUCAAACUUCGCAAACUAGACAUCUUGGAGGAAAAAGAUGAGAGGAAGGAUUUUGUAAACGAUGAAAAAGAUGAGAAUUCUCACCUUGCUCUGAAUUCUCAUCCACCAAAAGUGCAAGAAUUAGAAGAAUCAGACGAACACUCAGCCAUGGUCGACAAUGAUCUGGAAUUUGAAUGCAACAUUACCGAAAUUUGA